CAAAGGACCUGAAGCAUUAUAGGAGCUCUAAGGGGGGAACCAGCCAGGAGCCUGAGCCCAGAACUCCCCUCCCCGGAGGAGUCCCUAAGUAGGCCCUGCCAUGGGACUGUCUUCAGGCUCCUGCUCCCACACCUGGAGACGCUGGGCCUUCCUCCCAUUGCUACUGACCACUUGUGCAGGAUCUCUCAUGGCGGAGGACUCCAGGGUGCUGGGGGCGCAGCCCUGUGAACCUCAUUCCCAGCCCUGGCAAGCUGGCUUGUUCCAGGGUGUGCGGUUCCUCUGUGGGGGGGUCCUGGUGGCCCCUCAGUGGGUUCUCACAGCAGCCCACUGUCAAAAACCGAAGUUCACAGUCCACCUAGGACAGCAUAGCCUGCAGAACCCAGACGGUUCUGAGCAAAAGAUCGAGGUAGCUCGAUCCAUCCCGCAUCCUUGCCACAAUGAAUCCAAUAGAAACAGCCAUGACCUGAUGCUGCUCAGACUUCGGAAACCAGCCAGUGUGAACGACCAAGUGAAGCCCAUUGGACUUCCCUCUCGCUGCCCUCAGCCUAACCAGAAAUGUACUGUGUCAGGUUGGGGUACCACCACCAGCCCCCGAGAGAACUUUCCUGACACCCUGCACUGUGGAGACCUGUACAUCUGGUCCCAGGAUCUCUGUGAGCAGGCCUACCCAGGCAAGAUUUCAGAUGGCAUGGUGUGUGCAGGGGACAGCAACGGUGUGGACACCUGUCAGGGUGACUCAGGGGGCCCUUUGGUGUGCCAGGGAGUUCUCCAGGGAAUCACAUCUUGGGGCGCAGAUCCAUGUGGGAGAGCGGAUAAGCCAGGCGUCUACACCAGUGUCUGCCGCUAUACGGAGUGGAUUAAGAAGAUCGUCAAUGCUAACUGAGCCCGCGCUGGGGGUGGGUCGGGGAGGAGGAAGGGGCUGUCCUUCACCCUUAAUAAACAAGUAGCCCAGGUUGCGCUCCCGUAGACCUGCCCACCCUUGGACAGGGCCGAAACAGAGCUCUAAGGCUCUCCAAGGCGUGCGUGCAUCGCUCUCAAUCUGGGGGCUACCUUUUUCUUUC
This is a messenger RNA of Phascolarctos cinereus (koala), 1061 nucleotides long. Its product is annotated as kallikrein-8. Gene Ontology annotation, cellular component: secretory granule. Lineage: Eukaryota; Metazoa; Chordata; Mammalia; Diprotodontia; Phascolarctidae. The record is from RefSeq and is a predicted model, not a curated record. Gene Ontology annotation, molecular function: serine-type endopeptidase activity. Gene Ontology annotation, biological process: proteolysis; memory; neuron projection morphogenesis.